Messenger RNA from Penicillium argentinense, 408 nucleotides. Its product is annotated as 60S ribosomal protein eL27. Gene Ontology annotation, biological process: translation. Gene Ontology annotation, cellular component: ribosome; cytosolic large ribosomal subunit. NCBI's taxonomy places the organism in Eukaryota, Fungi, Ascomycota, Eurotiomycetes, Eurotiales, Aspergillaceae. The coding region runs from base 1 to 408 and encodes 135 amino acids. The record is from RefSeq and is a predicted model, not a curated record. Gene Ontology annotation, molecular function: structural constituent of ribosome. The transcript is spliced from 4 exons.
AUGAAGUUCAUGAAAGUCGGCCGUGUGGCCAUCAUCACCCGUGGCCGUUACGCCGGUAAGAAGGUCGUCAUUGUCCAGCCUCAGGACUCUGGCUCCAAGGCCCACCCCUUCUCCUUCGCCAUCGUCGCCGGUGUCGAGCGCUACCCCUUGAAGGUCACCCGUCGCAUGGGUAGCAAGCUUGUCGCUCGCCGCUCCCGCAUCAAGCCCUUCAUCAAGGUUGUCAACUACAACCACCUGAUGCCCACCCGUUACACCCUUGAGCUUGAGGGCCUGAAGAACGUCAUCUCUCAGGACACCUUCAAGGAGGUUUCCCAGCGCGAGGAGGCCAAGAAGACCGUCAAGAAGGCCCUUGAGGACCGCUACACCUCCGGCAAGAACCGCUGGUUCUUCACUCCUCUGCGUUUCUAA